This is a messenger RNA of Hydra vulgaris (swiftwater hydra), 1977 nucleotides long. RefSeq lists its product as uncharacterized. NCBI's taxonomy places the organism in Eukaryota, Metazoa, Cnidaria, Hydrozoa, Anthoathecata, Hydridae. The record is from RefSeq and is a predicted model, not a curated record.
CUUUAAAAUAGUUUGUCGCUGCAUUUAUGUGAAGAGUAUUUUGUUUAGAAAUUUUAAAACCUUUUGCUUGUGUAUAUAGGCAGUAAAAAAAAUAUUGAAAAAUGGAAAUGUUUUUAUCUUUUGUUUGCAUGCUUGUUUGCAUCAAUUUAAUGGAAGGAAUUGCAGCUCAACUUUUAAGUAAAAUUGAAGUAAACCAAUCAAUUUUUAAUACAUCAUAUACAAAUUUCUCCUUUUAUUUAACCUCAAUUCAAAUAACACCUGUUAACUACACUGUAAAUAUGUCUUCAACCUCAGUUCAAAUAAAACCUGUUAACUACACAGUAAAUAUUUCUUCAAACUCAAUUCAAAUAAAACCUAUUAACUACACUGUAAAUAUGUCUUCAAACUCAAUUCAAAUAAAACCUGUUAACUACACUGAAAAUGCGUCUUCAACCUCAAUUCAAAUAAUGCCUAUAAACUACGCUGUAAAUAUGUCUUCAACUUCAAUUCAAACAAUGCCUAUAAACUACGCAGAUAAUGUGUCUCCAACCUCAAUUCAAAUAACACCAGUAAACUACACUGAGGACGUGUCUUUAGUAAAGAGUACAUUUGAUAUCUCAAAUGUAAUUAUUACAACAACAUUUAUGAAUAUGGAAUCUUAUAACUUUCCAAUCAAUGUCAACACUCAAAUAAAUAACCGCCAAAGUUUUUAUUUUAACACUAUAAACUCUACCUUAUCCAAAAAUUUUACUAAUUCUUUUACUUAUUCAUUGGUACCAACAGCAAAAACAACAGCUUCACCACUUGUUAUGAAAACUUUUAAAAUGAAGUAUGAUCUUGAUUUUAAUGCAACAGUUGCCAAUUUAAGUGGAAUAAUAAAUGCAACAGAUGUCUUUUGCAAACCAUGGUUAUCUUUUAAUAUAUCAGUCAGUAUUAACUGCUCAAUUUCUGAUGGAAGUGUUUUUGUAAUUUCUCAAGUCAGAGGAUCACAAGAUAAUUUAAAUCUCUAUGAAUCAAAUGUUAGAUCAAGUUUAACAAGCAACGGCUUUAAUGUAAUGGUAUAUAACAAUCAAAUUCAACCUGACCCAACUUUGAUAGUUAUUGACCAAAGUACUACUGAACCUGCUGCUUCUACGUUAAAUAAUAAGUCCUACAUUGUGAUCAUUGUGGUUGUGGUCAUAAUUUUAAUAAGCAUUAUUAUUAUUGGUGCAUUUGUUCAUCUUUCAAAAAAAAAGAAAAGAAAAGUUAAGACCAAAGUGUCCUCAACAAGCAGUAUGAGAGAAUUGCAACUAAACGCUCCUUUAAAUCAUUCAAAGCGAGGAGGUAACCCUGGAAACCAGAAUCAAGCAUUUGAGGAAUAAUGUGUUGCACCAAUUCAAAAUUGAUUCUUUAAACUGAUUAUUUCUAAAAAAUCAAAAAAUAAAACUUUUUUUAAUUUUGUCUUUUUAUAAAAGAAGUAUUUUUAUCUGUAAAAGAAAAAAAAUGUUUUGAAAUAUUAAUUGGAUUUUUUUUUUUUCAUCUUUUUUAUCUUUUUCGUCUUACAAGAAUAGCCUUUAUCUUUUUCGGAUAAUGAUAUAAAUUUAUUUAUACAAUAUCUUAUUUAAGCUCUUGUGGCUUGACACAUCUUAUUUUGUAUUGCCAUUUUUAAUACCUAUCAUAGGUUUAAACACUUGUUGUGUAUAAACACUUUAUUUUAACAAACAAAUUAUUUAUUCUUUUGUAUCUAGUAAAAAGUCGAACUAAAUUUGAUUCGAAAGAAAUAUGAGCAAUUUUAUUUUUGUUUUUUUGCAUAUUUUGAAAUAAUAAUAAUUAUACGGUAAAUUUAAAGACUUUUUCAAAUGUUUCUUUUAAAAUUUGAAAAUUAUUGUAAAUAAUAUUUUACCAUUUACAAAAUUACGGGUUGUAUACGUAACACUUGUAUAUUUCACCGGUUUUAUUUUUUUACCGGCUGCAUCGUUUUGUCCAAUUUUUGUUUUGUAUCAAAAUUUUUAAACGUGA